Symbiodinium sp. CCMP2592 is the source of this 2175-nucleotide messenger RNA. Lineage: Eukaryota; Dinophyceae; Suessiales; Symbiodiniaceae. The record is from the annotation of a GenBank genome assembly.
AUGCAUGGGGCAGGUGAUGCCGGCACAAGCCGGGAAUUCAUCCUCGGCUCACGCGAAGACUUCGACAAGUACAUAAGAUGGGCUGACAUCAAGUUUGUCCGUGCAGCAUAUUUGGUACAGCUGCACGAGCAAGGGGAGGUGUGGCCAAGGAGACAAGAGGCAGCUCAAGUGAAAGACGCCUUGAUUUCCAUACCGACCAAGUUCGUUGCGCUGUCCCACAUGUGGGAAGCACGUGAGCACCCCGAUCCCUUCGGGUUCCAGGCUACGCUGCUAGUUUCAGCUAUCAAGGCAAGGCCACGUGCUGAGUGGGACGAUGUGGGCUUUUUCAUCGAUUACAUUUCCUUCCCUCAGUUCAGGCGCUCGGACCACGAUGAGAUUCAUUUCCGUCGUGGAACGCAGCACAUGCAUCUGCUUUUCUGCAAUACCAGCGCAAGCUUCUGUAAAGGUGUCUGGUCCAUUCCUUGUCGCACACCUUUCUGGAGACUGCAGAAGUUUGUUUAUGGCACCUGCGGCUGCAAAGGCAUACCUGUGUACAGCGUCGCUGCAGGCGAAGGGGACGAAGGCAAAGUGGUAACAGUGCCGCUUGGACGCCUGCAACUUGGGGACCACCGUGGGAAGUGUGGUCCAGGCUGUUUCGACCGCUGUCCCAACCUCCACUUUAACAACACAGAGUAUAACAGACGCGCGUGGUGCCGUGUUGAAGUGGAAUGGGCCGCUCCGUACAUAGUCGACCUAUCAGUGAAUGAGACACAUUGGUUCCCCGACCUCUGCUGCAAUCGCCAUUGGGAAGUGGUCAAGGGCUGUCUCUCAGGCUUUGACAGGUUCUUACAUCCUCAUGUCGCAUGCUUGCUGUGCUGCUUCCUCACAGUCUUCGAACACGGAGCCGCAGAAGUAGCAACUCGCAGAGCAACGCUGACAUCCGAAGCGUUUCUUGCUGCAUCUUCUUUUUUCUUGACCCUGGCCAUCUGUGUCGUUCAUGCACUGCAUGGCCGUCCUGCACUUUCUGCCAAGACUUGCAUGGCAUUGGCCAUGGCAGCUUGGGUCGGUCUUGCAGUGACAUUUCGUGUUCUGAUGGUGGGCAAUCCUCGGUUUCUUUUUCUCCACCUGCCUCCUUUCCUGGCAGCUGCCGCAGCCGUAAGACUUGCAGAGCACAGAAAUGCGCUCGAUCUGGUUGCCGCCUACCGUAGCAUGGAUUUAUCACCAGAGGUCUUGACGCCAAGCUCCACAGUGCCCAUGAUGCCUUCGGAGUUCCAGACGAUGGCGAGGGAGCAGCAAAUCAGAUUCACACACAAGGAAGACCUGAAGCUCGUCUUGGAUUUGCAGAAGCAGGUCUUUGAGGAUAAAGCCCUUCGGGUUGAGGUCUUUGUGGUACACAUGCUGUCCUCGCCCUUGAGCAGCAAGCUGCCGGACCUCAUCGAUCACUACAAGAACUUGCAGAGCUUCGACUUGCGAAGGUCGGUAGUGGAUCUGACGAGCAGUGUUCACUUGAUCAGGAAUCUGCUGCGCAAGCCAGGCAUGCGGUCGCUGAAGUUCUGCAGUGUCGACUUUCAGCCCGCUGCUAUCAAGAAGCUGGCCGAAGGGCUGACAGGAAACGGCUCGAACAGGCACAGCCUCAGCGAACUGGUCCUUGAAGAUUGCAGGCUGCAAGACGACGAUGUCGUGUCUUUGGCAGAGGCUUUGAUAUCUGAUCACACGCUGAGGACGCUCAGCCUGGCAAUGAAUCACUGCCGGGACGCCGGAGCCCUUUCCCUUGGGAAGGUGCUUCAGGAAAAUGGGUCCCUCAGGCAUUUAAGCCUGAAGUUCAACUGCAUAGGGCAGCAAGGCGUCUUCUGCCUGCAGCAACUUGGAAGUCGCCUAGAAAGCCUGGAGCUCGGAUUCAAUUGUCAAGAUCGCCUUCCACCACCCUGGUGGACCGUUCUUCGGCUUUGGCGCUGGGCCGCUUACCGAGUUCCUUGGCGCGUCGGUCUGCGGUUUGCACAUGUCAUCCGCCAUGUAACAGCCAUGUGUAUGUACCUUAGAGCCUUGCGCAGCAUCGCAUUGCAGCUGUUAAACAGCAUGCUCUGGCUACCGCCUGCCGGGGAAGAUUAUGCUAAUGCUCGCCAGAGGGAAGGGUGCAAGUUCGCUAAAGCUUCGCAAAGGUCGAAGCAGCGACCUUCAAGGAAACCGGGUGGGUGA